AUGUCCACCGUCGAAGAAUUUCAUUUGAUGAACAUAGAUCAGAGGCUUUUAAAAGCAAUUUCGGAUCUAAGAUGGAGCGUUCCUACCGACAUCCAGCAGGCAGUUAUACCGUUAAUGCUUGAGAAGAAAAACCUCAGCGUUCAAGCCAGAACGGGAUCAGGGAAAACCGCCGCGUUUUCUAUCCCACUUAUCCAUAUGAUAUUAGAGUCAAAGUUGUUACAAGUUGAGCAAACGACAUCUGCCCUAAUAAUCUCUCCUACGAAGGAAUUGUGCGACCAGAUCACCAAGGACAUUAAAUCCUUGUGUAAGUAUGCCUCAAGAGAAGUGAGCGUUGUGGAUGUGUCACAAAGUUCUGAUGUUGAUGUAUUAAGGCCAGUGCUUAUCGAAAAGCCCGAUAUUAUUGUCGGGACACCAUUCCGUAUCCUAGCUCAGCUACACCGCAAGAGACUGCAUUUCGAAGAUCUCGCGUUUCUUGUUAUUGAUGAGGCUGAUCUAGUUCUGGCUUUUGGAUACGGCAAGGAUAUGCAGGAAUUAAAAUCUUACUUACCGAAGACAAACAUGCAGGUUGUUCUUAUGUCAGCCACCCUCGAUGAAACAACAAAGGAGCUCCGGCGUUCCAUUUACACAGGGGAGUGGGUGCGUGUCGAACUUCCCGAAGAAAACUUUUUACCUUCAGACAACCGGCUUACACAAUAUAUGAUCAGUGCCGAAGAGUCUUCAAAAUACGCUAUCUUAAUCGCGAUGAUCCGUCUAAAGCUCAUCAGGGGCAAGACGAUGAUAUUUACGAACUCCAUUGAUCGUUGUUAUAAGUUAAGAAUCUUUCUAGAGGAAUUUGGCGUCCAAACCGUCAUAUUGAACUCAGAGCUUCCUAUUGCGACGCGAUGUCAUACUGUCCAACAAUUCAACAGGGGCAUGUACGAUUAUCUUUUGGCAACCGAUGAAAAUGACUCAGCGGAUGUCGCGGAGCCCUCUAAGAAGCCUCAAAGUUGUCAUGUUAUCCUCUCUUCUAGAAACUAUUCAAAAGAUGCAGAAUAUGGAGUUUCCCGAGGCAUCGAUUUCAAGCUU
Molecule: messenger RNA, 1065 nt
Organism: Dibothriocephalus latus
Lineage: Eukaryota; Metazoa; Platyhelminthes; Cestoda; Diphyllobothriidea; Diphyllobothriidae
Source: the annotation of a GenBank genome assembly